Abrus precatorius (Indian licorice) is the source of this 853-nucleotide messenger RNA. RefSeq lists its product as uncharacterized. The transcript is spliced from 3 exons. The record is from RefSeq and is a predicted model, not a curated record. Bases 89 to 646 code for a protein of 185 amino acids. Gene Ontology annotation, molecular function: ureidoglycolate hydrolase activity. Lineage: Eukaryota; Viridiplantae; Streptophyta; Magnoliopsida; Fabales; Fabaceae.
UUUCAAUGUAUCAAAGACGAAGAGAACCAGUUAUUCUCUCUCAUAUUAUCCCUUUCUCUCUCUAAGAUCGCGCUGAGUGGCAUAGCCAAUGGAAGCCGUGAAGGAACCGAAGGUGGUGACUCUGAAGCCAAUCGAAGCCACUCCGUCAACCUUCCAAAACUACGGUCAGGUAGUCGAGGUUUCCCCGGACGGGCAGGAAUUCGGUCCACACGAUGCUCAACUCGACCUCAGCCAUGGAACUCCCAGGUUCUACAUUAUGCAUCUUGAAAAUCGCCCGCUUAAGUUUUCCAGUAUUACACAUCAUGCAAGUGUGACUCAGUGCCUUGGGUCUAUUGGUGGUCAUGUUUGGUAUCUUGGAGUGGCCAAGUCAUCCAUUGUUGAUUCAAAUGAUGAGUCAGGCAAGAAGAUUGUGCAAUCACGUUGCGGUCAUUCCUAUGUGCCUCCUGACAUUGAGGAUGUCCAAGUUUUCAAGGUUGCAGGUUCCAAAUUUCUUAAGCUUAGUCGCGGAACAUGGCAUGCUGGCCCUCUAUUUAAGGCAGAUACGAUGGAUUUUUACAAUCUAGAACUGAGCAAUACAAACGUGAUUGAUCAUACGACACACAACUUUAAGACGAACGACGGAGUGAUAUUUUCAAUUGAUGAGUAACUUUAUAGUUUUAUGAUUAUCUAGGUACCAGCAUUUCAAUUUAUUAUGUAUGCUGUAUAUCGCUAAAUUGACAAAUGUCAGUUUAUUUCUGGGAGCUUCAGAGUUGUGCUUCAUUUGGUGCCUUAAGUCCAAAUUUACAUUUCACUUGUAUAAAUUGUUCUCCAACGAGUUGCAGUUCACGUAAACAACGGAGGUGAAAUUACCACU